Molecule: messenger RNA, 1023 nt
Organism: Lachancea mirantina
Lineage: Eukaryota; Fungi; Ascomycota; Saccharomycetes; Saccharomycetales; Saccharomycetaceae
Source: the annotation of a GenBank genome assembly
AUGUCCCACGUUCCUAACGUUUUGAUAAUUGGUACUGGCGGUGUAGGAUCAAUUGUCGCAUAUGGGAUUGACUACUUAAACAAAUCAAAUCUCGCAAUUGUGGUCAGAAGAGAUUACGAAAAGGUAAAAAGCCAGGGCUAUGACGUUGAGUCCGUAGACUAUGGUACUGUCAAAGGCUGGAAGCCCUCAAAAAUCUUUCCAUCAGUUGAAGCUGCUUCGAAGGGUGGUGUGGUAUUUGAUUUUGUGGUUAUCGCCACAAAAAACUUACCCGAUAUUGUAAAAGUCGAAGAAUUAGCAGAUUCGGUCAUUACCCCGGGCAAGACAGUGGUCGUUUUGGUCCAAAACGGAUUCGACCUAGGUCGUCCGUUCUUUGCCAAAUACCCCGAAAAUGUCAUUCUAUCAAGUGUGACUUACAUCGGGUCGCACAACAGUCAAGGUGCAAUACAUCAAACACAGUCUGACAAGUCUUUCAUUGGGUUCUUUGAAAAUCCACAUCUGCCUAAAAGGAUUCAGGAAAAAAAGGCUAAAGACUAUAUUUCUAUCUACAAAAAUGACAAGAACAACUGCACAUAUGUGCCAGAUACCAAAACCCACAGAUAUCGCAAACUUGUCUAUAACGCCACGAUGAACACCGUCUGUGCGAUUACGGGUGUCGAUACCGGUAGAGUGGAAUUUGCUGGUGGAUUAGAGACCCUGUGUAUACCCGCUAUGAAAGAGGUCAUUGCUGUUGCCAAGGCAGAUGGUGUAGAUCUUCCAGCUGACGUGAUCAAUGAUACAAUUCAUGGCGAUGAUGGGGAUUGGUUUGAGCCGUCCAUGCUGGUAGACGUGAAAAAGGGGAACCCUAUUGAACUAGAGGUAAUAUUGGGUAAUCUUCUUCUUGUUGCCAAGGAAUUGCAUGUUGAGACGCCUGUUCUCACGAUGCUUUACAAUUUGCUGAAGGUUAUCCAAUUCCGCCUUAAGGAACAGCAGGGAACAGUAGUUCUCCCGAAAGAUCGUCCCAUUUAUGACAAGAUAUAUUCAUAG